GCGGAUGGGAGGGAACCUGGGGUCCCCUUCCUGGGCCUGAGCGAAGUGUCCCGGACGCCCCGCCGGCCCCCCGCGGCCAGCCCUGUCCUGGACCGGUGCCAGGACUCCUGACAGCUCCCGGCAGAAACUCACAGCAGGAUUGAUGAGCAGAUCCUUGGAUUCAGAGGCCGGCUGAGGCACACCAUGCCCGCGCCCGCCUUUUGCUCCGUGAAGUUGUGAAUUGCCCAUGCCCACAGGGAGGAAGGAUGGCACAUGGGAUCCCUUCUCAAGGCAAAGUUACCAUAACGGUGGAUGAGUACAGCUCCAAUCCCACCCAGGCUUUCACGCACUACAACAUCAACCAGAGCAGAUUCCAGCCGCCGCACGUACACAUGGUCGACCCCAUCCCAUAUGACACUCCAAAACCAGCGGGCCACACGCGGUUUGUGUGCAUCUCAGACACACACUCCAGAACAGAUGGUAUCCAGAUGCCUUACGGGGACGUCCUCCUCCACACGGGCGAUUUCACCGAACUGGGACUGCCCUCCGAGGUUAAGAAGUUUAAUGACUGGUUAGGUAAGGAAUGAUUGCGUUCUGUCGGCCCCAAUUAACCUUUCCCGUCCGAGUGUCACUCACUGCGUCCUAAUUGAAUUAGAGCACUUGGAAGCCAGCUCAGCCAUUUCUCGUAUGAUAUGCGGCGAUGUCUAGCUUUAAUCCAAUGCUGUUAAUUAAAGAUGAAUUUUUAG
Molecule: messenger RNA, 725 nt
Organism: Carlito syrichta (Philippine tarsier)
Lineage: Eukaryota; Metazoa; Chordata; Mammalia; Primates; Tarsiidae
Product: metallophosphoesterase MPPED2-like
Exons: 3
Coding region: 246-566 (106 amino acids)
Source: RefSeq, a predicted model, not a curated record